UCUUUUGUCUGGAAAUUCCAGAUGCCCCGGAAUCCCCCGCGCUGCUCCUCAGAUCCUGGGGUUUGAUUGUGCCUCCCUGAAGCUAUGCUGCCAGAGUGCACUAUGGGUUUACAAGAGCAACAAAAGAUGAAUAAAUCUCUGGAGUUGAUAUCAUUUGAGGAUGUGGCUGUGGACUUCACCUGGGAGGAGUGGCAGGACCUGAAUGAUGCUCAGAGGACUUUGUAUAGGGAUGUGAUGCUGGAGACCUACAGUAACCUGGUGUCCCUGAAUGUCCUGAUAGAUGAUGACCUCAUGGAGAGGAACCAGGAAACUCAGCAAAUUGUAAUCACCAACAGCAAUACAUCAGCUGAGGAGAGUGUUGUGUUAGGAAAAUCAUUUUAUUUGAAUUCAUGUCAUGUUUUAAAUCUGAUUAUAAAUAACAGAAAGUAUUCAGAAAAUGGAAAUGAGGAGUUUUACAUAUGUCAGAAUACACUUCUUCAUAGAGAGCCUGAUGAGAUGCCUGCUGGAGAGAAACCUGAGGACCAUCAUAUAACUGGAAAAUUGCCCAGAUAUUGUGAGCCUCUUAGUCAGCAUCCCAAUAUUCAAACUUGGAAGCAACUUUCAGAAUACAGUGGAAAAGGGAGAUCCUCCAACACAGAGCCAAUAUUUAUGCAUAAAAAGAUUCAUAUGGAUAAGAACACCUAUAAGGAUAAUGAAUAUAGGAAAGGCUAUGGUAAGUCAGCUGUCAUUGUCCAGGAAAUAAGUCAAGUAGAAAGGAAAACUUUUCCAUGUGGUAUAUGUGGGAAAAUGUUCUAUAGAAAGCCUGAACUCACUAAACAUCAGAUUAUGCACACCGGAGAGAAGCACUAUAAAUAUACUGAAUGUGGGAAGUCUUUUAUUAAGAAAUUAUACCUUACUUCACAUCAGAGAACACCUACAAAGGAGAGUCUUUAUGGUUGUAAUGAACAUGAGAAAUUUUUUUGUCAGAUGUCAGACCUUACAAUGCACCAGGGAACUCACACAGGAGAAAUGUACUAUGGAAGCAUUAACUGUGGAAAAAGCUUCUGUAAGAAUCCACUCCUCAGCCAUCCUGGUAGAAUUCACACAGGUGAAAUACCAGAUGGAUGUAAUGAAUGUAUAAAAUUUUUCUACCAUGAGUCUGCUCUCACUGUUUAUCAGAGAGUUCACCCCAGUGAGAAACCAUGCAAAGAAUAUAAAAAAGCAUUUUACAGUAAUAAAUGUGGUAAAACCUUUCUCCAAAAGUCACACUGUAGCAGUCAUCAGAGAAUUCACACAGGUGAGAAACCACAUGAAUGUAAGGAAUGUGGAAAAACUUUUAACCAAAAGUCAAGCCUCAGUAUUCAACCCAGAACUCACACAGGUGAGAAACCAUAUGAAUGUAGAGAAAGUGGAAAAGGUUUUAACCAAAAGUCAGAUUUCAGCUUGCAUGAGAGAAUUCACACAUGUGACAAACCAUUUGAAUGUAGAGAAUGUGGAAAAGCUUUUAACCGAAAGUCACAGCUCAGCAUUCAUCAGAGAAUUCACACAGGUGAGAAACCAUAUGAAUGUAGAGAAUGUGGAAAAACUUUUAACCAAAAGUCACACCUCAGCAGGCAUCAGAAAAUUCAUACAGGUGAGAAACCUUAUGAAUGUAAAGAAUGUGGAAAAGCUUUUAACCACAAGUUACGGCUCAGUAUUCAUCAAAGAACUCACACAGGUGAGAAACCAUAUGAAUGUAAAGAAAGUGGAAAAGCCUUUAACCAAAAGUCAGAUUUCAGUGGGCAAGAGAGAAUUCACUCAUGUGAGAAACCAUAUGAAUGUAGAGAUUGUGGAAAAACUUUUAACCAAAAGUCAUAUGUCAGCGUUCAUCAGAGAACUCACACAGGUGAGAAACCAUAUGAAUGUAGAGAAUGUGGAAAAACUUUUAACCAAAAGUCACACCUCAGCACUCAUCAGAGAACUCACACAGGUGAGAAACCAUAUGAAUGUAGAAAAUGUGGAAAAACAUUUAACCACAAGUCAGACCUCAGCAGGCAUGAGAUAACUCAUACAGGUGAGAAACCAUAUGAAUGUAAGGAAUGUGGAAAAGCUUUUAACCGAAAGUCACAGCUCAACAUUCAUCAGAGAAGUCACACAGGUGAGAAACCAUAUGAAUGUAAAGACUGUGGAAAAGCUUUUAACCGAAGGUCACACCUCAGCAGGCAUGAGAGAAGCCACACAGGUGAGAAACCAUAUGAAUGUAGAGAAUGUGGAAAAGCCUUUAGCCUGAAGUCAUACCUCAAUGUUCAUCAGAGAAUUCACACAGGUGAGAAACCAUAUGAAUGUAGAGAAUGUGGAAAAACUUUUAACCAAAAUUCAAAGCUCACGAUUCAUCAGAGAAUUCACACAGGUGAGAAACCAUAUGAAUGUAAAGACUGUGGAAAAGCUUUUAGCCUGAAGUCAUACCUCAGCAUUCAUAAGAGAAUUCACACAGGUGAGAAACCAUAUGAAUGUAGAGAAUGUAGAAAAACUUUUAACCGAAAGUCACAGCUCAGCAGGCAUCUGAGAAGCCACACAGGUGAGAAAGCAUAUGAAUGUAGAGAAUGUGGGAAGACUUUUACCCGAAAGUCACACCUCAGCAGGCAUCAGAAAAUUCACACAGGUGAGAAUCCAUAUGAAUGUAUAGAAAGCAGGAAAGCUUUUAAGCAAAAUUUAAGUGGCUAUGAGAGAAUUCACACAUGUGAGAAACCAUAUGAAUUUAGAGAAUAUGGAAAAACUUAACCAAAAGUCACACCUCAACAGGCAUCAGAGAAGUCAUACAGGUGAGAAACCAUAAAUGCAAAGAAUGGAAAAGCUUUUAACCACAAGUCAUACCUCAGCUGGCACCAGAAAAUUCAGAGAUGAGAAAGCAUAUGAAUGUAAAGACUGGAAAAGCUUUUAGCCACAAGGCACAGCUAAGCAUUCAUCAGCGAAUUCACACAGGUUAAACCAUAUGAAUGCCAACAAUGUGGAAAACCUUUUAAUCAAAAGUCACACCUCAGCAGGCAUCAGAGAAUUCACACAGGUGAAAAACCAUAUAACUGCAAAGAAUGUGGAAAAGCUUUUAACCAAAAGUCACACUUCAGUGGCCAUCAAAGAAUUCACAUAGGUGGGAAACCAUGUGAAUGUAAGGAAUGUGGGAAAACUUUGCUGGAACUCACCAUAAUAGACAUGAACAAAUUCACACAUGGGAAAAAUUCCUAUUAACGUAAUGACUGUGGGAGAAGGUUUUUGCCAUAAAUCACAUCACAUUUCAUCAGACAACUCACACCAAGAAGAAGCCCUAUAAAUGCACAACUGUCCCUUGUUAUAGGAGGGUGGUUCCUGGAGCCCCUGUUGAUGAAACCACUUGCAAAUGAUGAAGCCCCUUCUAUACAUCGUGUACCGUUUCAAUUUUACCUAUGAACUUUUUUCUGUGUUCUUCACAUCUUGAGUAGAACAUCUAUAUUACUGAAUACAGAAGAAUUCCUUGUAAAUAAUUGUUAUACCAUGUUGUUUUUUAUUUGUAUCAUAGCUUUUUUCUUUUCAUUUUUAUAAGUGGUUGAGUCAGCAGAGGUGCAACCCUUAGAUAUAGAAGGCGGUCAAUAAUUGUGAAAACAUCAUUUUUCAGCAGUUACAGGGCUGGCUAUAGUUAAGUGUAUUGUUGGUUAGACCAUGGUGCUAAUGACACCAUGGGUCCCUGUACUGGCCAGACACGGGGGAAAAACAGAAAAUAAAAGUAAAGUAAAAAGAACUCACACUGCAGCAGCCAUGAGAUAAUUUACACAGGGGGGAAAUUCUGCUUGGAUUAGACUGGGUAUGUUCUAAAAACGCCAUUU
Messenger RNA from Cynocephalus volans (Philippine flying lemur), 3815 nucleotides. Its product is annotated as zinc finger protein 665-like. The coding region runs from base 85 to 2739 and encodes 884 amino acids. Gene Ontology annotation, biological process: regulation of transcription by RNA polymerase II. Gene Ontology annotation, molecular function: DNA-binding transcription factor activity; RNA polymerase II cis-regulatory region sequence-specific DNA binding. NCBI's taxonomy places the organism in Eukaryota, Metazoa, Chordata, Mammalia, Dermoptera, Cynocephalidae. The record is from RefSeq and is a predicted model, not a curated record. The transcript is spliced from 4 exons.